Messenger RNA from Colletotrichum destructivum, 5563 nucleotides. RefSeq lists its product as uncharacterized. The record is from RefSeq and is a predicted model, not a curated record. The coding region runs from base 834 to 4541 and encodes 1235 amino acids. The transcript is spliced from 2 exons. NCBI's taxonomy places the organism in Eukaryota, Fungi, Ascomycota, Sordariomycetes, Glomerellales, Glomerellaceae.
CAGCAGCAGCAGCAGUAGCAGCAUCUCAUCUCAGCAACAAGACCGGAAGGGGCCAGCCAGCAACAAACCAGAAUCACGGCCUGUUUUUUCCAUGCCAGAUAUCCCCCGUCAACAACCAUCCGGCCCAAGAAAAAUCAUUGUCGCCAUUGCCCCCGUCUCUCUGGCUUCCUCUCGACACCCUUUUCGUUUGCUCUAGCUGUCGCGCAGACCAUCUCUGAUCGUGGGCCCUAUUCCGCCUAUCAAACUGGCCACCAGCAUCCCAAAAAAAAAGGACCAAGCAAGGCCCGUUUACCUUUACUCUUUCACUCUGUCUCUGUUUCCUCUCUCAGCAGCUCAGGCACAGACAGACAGACAGACUCAGUCAGACGGACAGGUCACUCACACUUCCACUCUCACUCUCACACACACACGCGCACACAUACACACAAUACCUCGCUCACCUACCUCACCUCAUCUCAGUCAACCCACAUCACCACUUGUAUCAAUUCCCGGUUUGCCCCGUACGUACUCACAUACUUUCACCUCCUCCGCCGCUUCUUUCUUUGCUUUCCCCCUUCUUCCAUAUCAUCUCUCACCAGCCCUUCCGCCAAAGCCGCAUCGGAGGAGAUUGAAGAAGAAAAAAAAAUCCGGCUUCACUCUUGCACAGCCCAUCACUUAUUCCAAAGGUGUGCCCCCGAGUCCGUUCAACUGAAUGACUUCUCUCCCUCGCCCGGCAUUUCAUUGCGGCACCACAUCUUCAUCACCGUCAACAUAUCGGUCUCCGUAAGCCAGGUCACCUGUUUUUACUUUGAUCGCCUCAUCACACGACGACACACUCGCCCUUCCGCGAAACCAUGGACCAGCGCUCUCGUGGCGGCCGUCCCCAUCGUCGCAAAACCCUUCCCACCUCAGGCGUCCAGUCUGAUACCAGCGCCAGCGCCGGCGCCGAGUCGACUUCGACCUCGACCAUCAUGACGCGCUCACCCCCCGUUGCCGCGUCCCGCACUCCCCAGACGGCGCCUCAACAACGCCGCACCGCCAAACCCAUUCCCAUGAGCACCCCUUUUAGCCUCCGUUCCUCGCCCUCUACCGGCGGCCUCUCCGGACCUGGCGGCAAGACGGCUCUUAGAAAGAGGUCUCGCACUGGAUUCGAUGGCGCCGCCGAUGAAGAGGACGAGACCUAUCGCAAGGGCCCGCACACUUUGAGGAAGCGUGCCAAAAUUGACUACUCGGCCGCCGACUUUGAGGAUGAGCUGCCAGAGAUUGCCAUCCCCGCCCCGCGUACCGCCACCCGCAAGAGACGUGCAGACAGCGAGGUCGCCGACGACGAGUACUCCACGCCCACGGCCCAGAAGCGGCGUGCCACCUCGCGAGACUUUUCCGUCGCCAGCGCUACCGCUGCCGCCCGCCGCAGAACCCCUGCCCGCAGGAGCGUCGUCGAACAGCAGCAACAGCAACAGCAGCAGCAGUCUUUUUACUCUCAGCCAUCCGACGAGGACGUCGUCAAGGACACUAUCGAGGUCGUUGGCGACUCUUCGGACCUGGUGAGCUCCGAUGAUGCCUCGGACCAUGAAGAAGACGUGAAAGACCAGCCGGGUCGUAUUCCCCAUAACAAAACACACCCGCAGCAGUCCUCUUCGCCCACCCAGUACCGCAAGGCCCAGGACGUCCAUCAGCCCGUCUCCCCUACUGACCAGAGAGUCAUCAAGCAGGACGAUGGACGGUCGAGCCAGGCCCGGGACGUUGUUGUCGCUUCCAACACGAACUCCGGUCCCAUCAUUGUCCAUCCUCGGCCUAUCCGCAUCACCCAGGCUACCAUUAUAAGUAGUGCUGGUACGCGCCCAGAUCCCGAGCCAGUGCCAGCGCCAGCGCAGCGCACUCAGUUCUCGGAAGAUUUUUCAUUUAAACCAAAGAGAGAGGUCAGCUCUCCCGUGCGUCCUACCGACUCCAUUCCGCAGAGAACGGCGCUGCCGGAAGCUGCUGAGGAAUCGUCGUCGUCUACUGGGCCUGCUGUGCUUCUCGGCUCACAGGAAAACUCCGCUCCGGCUGUCGCUGAGAACCACGUUGCCGCCGCAGCUGUAGCCGCCCCCGCCACCAGCGACCACCUCGCUGCUGCACACCCUGCUGAAGAGACGCCCUUACAACCCGUCCGUCAACAAGAUGCUCAUCAUGAGGCACUUUCCAAUGGCCAUGUCGAAGCCAUCGAGUAUGACCUGCCACCUCAUUCCCAACCACCACAAAGCGCGCAGCCGCCUGCUGCGACGCACGGUGCCGAAAGUCGCAGUGUUGACGUUACCGAGUCAUUCACCUCCGAACAUGGAGAAUCAUCUAGACUCAAAGACGAGAUGGAUGUUGACGCCGCGGAGGAGUUUGAUGCGGAAAUGCAGGAUGAUGCCUCCAUCGUCCAACAGCCUAAGGCGCCCUCCCCGCAACCCACAUCCGUCCCAAAGGCGGCCAAGAAGCGAUAUGCAUGGUCCCACCUCACUCCUUACAUCGACGGCGAAUAUGUCACCCAUUCCAUCUACCCCGUCACGGUAGAAGCCUCGGCGCCGACCUCGAACGCCGACGCAGCUGAGACUGCCGGUGACGCCGACAAUGCCGAGCAGGCCGACCCCAAUGCCGACUACAAACAAGUCGAAGUUGAUGCGGAAGAUGAUGGCAAUGCCGACGCCGAAGGCGAAGUAGAUGAUGUUGACGCCGACGCCGAGAACGACGAGGAUCUCGCCAACGACAGCCAGGGCCAGCAACUGUCCCAGGGCUCGGCCUACAACUCUGCGGCCCCUACUCCUGCUCUUACGCCCCGUCAAGGCUCGCCAGUGCUGCCCGCUACCAUCACCGGUACGACCACGCCGGCACCGCUCAUGCCCAAGCAGCUCUUCCGCAAGCAGUACAAAUUCAAGAAGAUCAGAGACCCCUCCGAGUUCGCCGCUUUCCUGAAAGACACCAAGGAUCUUUCUGACGAUGAGCUCUGGUACAUCUUGGAGAGGGCCAACGAAUGCCUCGUCGCUUACCAGGAGGAGUACAAGAAGUGCACUAGGAUCGUCGAUGAUCAGGAGAAUGCCCAACGUCGUGCAGUCCAAGAUGCCGCCUUUGAAAAGAAGACUGCCGACCUCAACGCCUUCGCAAAGGUAGACUCGUACAUCGAAAAGGACUUUGAAGUGCAGGGCUCCCGAGCAACAAUCAAAGAGAAAGAUGCCGGAAUCCUCGAGCAACGCUGGCAGGACAGAGUCAUGGCCAAUGCUUAUGGCUUCGAGUACGACCCUCACCCGAACAAGAUUGGCAACCAGGACCCCGGCGCGCAGCGAGAGGGCGGCGGGGAGGGAGGUCGACAGCUCCGAAGCCAGCCGCAGGCGAGUGCCAAGGCCGCCGAGGGCGAUGGAGUCAUUGUCUCGGGCAAGAGAACCCGCAACCCCCCCAAGUUGUUCGACGGUGUGUUACAGGAUGACCAUCGUGCAGCAACUCCCGGGAGUAACAAGCCUGUUCCCAAGAAGAGAGGCAGAGCCGCCGCCGCCGACAGGGCGGCUGCCUCGCAAGAGCAAGAACCGGAGCCAGAGCCAGAGCCUCAAUCAACCUCGCCGGCCAAGCCUGGGCCACGGAAGAGAGGACCGAGGGGCAGGAAGGCCGUUGUGGUGGUCUCCGAGCCCGGAUCGCCUGUGCCCGAGGACGAGGCCAGUGCUACGCCCCCCGAACCAGAGCAGACUCAACCUCCCAAGCGCAAGCGUGGCCGCCAGCCAAAGUCGGCGGCCGUCGUUGUCGAAGAGCCCGAGCCAGAGUUCGAACCCGAGCCGGAGUCAGAGGAGCAGAAGAAGCCGACCCCGAAGCGCGGCCGCGCAGCCAAGAGACGAAGCAACGGCCACGUCGCAACUGCUACGGAAACGACGGACGAGUCUCGCCCCACCUCGUCUUCUUCCAACGCCACCAUCUCAGACGACGGCUCUACCUAUGGGCUGCGUCAGAACAAGCGGCAGCGGAACUGGAAAGAAGAGGCGGACGCCGUCGAAGAGGAGCCGGUGGCAGCACCCCCGCCAAAGAAGGCGCGCAUCAUCCGGAUCCACCGGAAACAGAGCGCGCCGGAGCUGGCGCCCAAGAAGACGGCGUCGGAGCGGAUUCUCAACGAGCUCCACGACUUCUCGGCCUCGUCUACCACGCCAGGCUCUCCCCGUUUGACGGUGUCCUUCAAGCUUAUAGGAAAGGACCAAUGGACCCUCAAGCCCGCGGCAUCACCGCGCCAGACAUCAACCGACGUGAGCGAGUACAACAUUUCGACGCCUCGACCGGCGCCGGUCUCGGCACCUGUGUCAGCGAAGUCCUCUGCUCCACCUAGUCAGGCUGGAGAAGAGAAGGACUACUCCACCAUGACCAAGUCGGAGAAGAUGUCGGCCUCGAUGAAGAAACGAUGGCUCAACGGCAGCAUGCAAGGUGCCGUCAACAAGAGAAAGGCUACUCUGGCCGCGAAGAAGCAGGCUGCCGCCCUCGCAGAGGCGCAAGCGGCGCAAGCGGCCCAGCAAAAGGCGAUGUCGUUCCAGCAGAUCGGACCGUUCCCCGCGGGUCCCGCACAGUAACAAACCCACACCACAAACCACAUCAUAACAUUACAAUCUACCCAUGUAUCGUCACAAGAGACAUCGGAACAAGGCAACAAAAGGCCAUAUGAACUCACUCGGUCGAGAUUGUCGAUCGAGAAUGACAAAAGACGGACACACGAGAGCCACGAACACCAUUACUUAGCAUUGAUGCUUCCUCACAGAGCACUCCUUUUUUCCCCCUCAUUUUCUACGGUUAUCAUCAGCAUUAUAUACCCAUUCGCAUGACAACAGUCGCAUCCGGAUGGCGUGGACGGGGCGAGGCAAGGGCAAAAACACGGACGGCCUGCGUCCGCCACAACCUUUUUGAUCGCCUUUCUUAUUUCUCGUUUGUGCCAGGACAGCACAUACGGCAAGGGAGAGACGACUAUGGGCCGCUGCUUUCUGUCUCUCGCCAUCAGCAUCGGGAAGCGAGGGCAUACAUCCAGUUCUAUUCUUCUUUUUUUUAUAUUUUAUUGUUCUUCUUCGCCCUCUUCUUUGGGAAAUUGGAAACCAAAAAAUAGCGGCGGUACGGAUCUAGCAUCGAAAACGGACGGACGGACGGACGGACGGACGGGCGACAAAUCCCCUCCACUCUCGGAACUGGACGAGGGGGAUUGUUAUAGGGCUGUCUGUGUCUUACCACAUUGUUUCUAUCUUGUGUUUUUACUUCUCUUUCCACUUUUCUUUCUUUCAUUCUUUUUGGUUUCCUUGGUCCCCGUGCGACAAAAACGACCUCGUUUGGCGGGUGCGGCUCAAGUCUUGGGCCGUUUGGAGAGCUUAUGGGCAUUCGAGAUCGCAUCGAGGAGUCGAGUCGUGUGCACUCACUGAGUCUCCGGGACAGAGAGAAAGAGAGAGAGUGUGUCCCACAUUGAGGUAGCUUGUGAUGAGAAACUCGUUCUUGUUCCUGCGAUGGACAUUGCCUGGAUUGCUCGUGAGGGACGGUGGCAGCGAUAUAGACUCGAGACUCGUCUGGAAAUUGAAUGUGGUGCCGUGCUUUGCCGUGCCUAAGCCGUGCCGUG